Molecule: messenger RNA, 735 nt
Organism: Sphaerulina musiva SO2202
Lineage: Eukaryota; Fungi; Ascomycota; Dothideomycetes; Mycosphaerellales; Mycosphaerellaceae
Exons: 2
Coding region: 89-577 (162 amino acids)
Biological process (GO): mitochondrion organization
Cellular component (GO): mitochondrion; nucleus
Source: RefSeq, a predicted model, not a curated record
CUCUUCUCACAUUCCGCCAACACCAUACGCACACAUACUAUACCCAUCAGCACCAUCUCUCCUACCACACCAAAACCCAUCCAACAACAUGCCUCGCCAAUCUCGUGGUCCAGCAGCAGCGCCUCGCCGCCCAGUCGCCGCCCCGGCUCGUCCCUCUCCUCCAGCUCCCCAGCAAACACGACAAGCCAGCACAACUGCCGCCGCGCCACCGCAACAGCAGCAGGCACCUCCUGCGCAAGCAGGUAGCCAAGGCCCUGGUCUCUUUGGCCAGAUGGCCAGCACCGCAGCUGGUGUCGCAGUCGGUUCCUCGAUCGGUCACGCAAUUGGAGGAUUCUUCGGCGGCGGUAGCAGUGCUCCCGCUCCAGUUCAGGAAGCCGCUUCUCCUCAGCAGGCGCAGGAGGCUCAGGUGGCGUACGGACAGGCUCAGUACUCGCAGCAACAGGGUGGACCCAGUGUGUGCGGGAACGAGGUGACGGGUUUCAAGAGAUGUAUGGAUGAGAACCAGGGAAAUCUGACCAUUUGCGGGUGGUAUCUGGAUCAAUUGAAGGCGUGCCAGAGUGCAGCUAGUCAGUACUAGGAUGGCUGAGCAUGUGCUGUCAUUGACACAAGAGACGGUGGAAGACGGGGAGACAGUGUUUUGAAGGAGGAAGAAGUUGUACAAACAAUCAAAUUGCAUAGUUCUUUGCGGAGGACGAUAGCGUAGCAUAGCAAGAAUGGAAUUACAUCUCUGCUCUA